GAGACUCUCUUUUUUACCUCGGAGCUUUGUCUGCCAUGGAGAGGCUUCUGCAACCACCGUCUUCCUCCACGGUUUCCUCUCCCAAAUUCCCGUCGAGGGCUUCUUCUCCUUCCCUUCCUCGUCUCCGCUCGUCGAGUCUCGGCUUCGUCUCUACUUACCGCCCCAAGUCACGCCGAGUCAGCUCAAUUUCCUGUGAGAGUUUCCAGAACCAAUCGGCUAAGGGAUCUAAUCUAGCUAUCAAUUCAUUGAGUGGGCCUCUCUCUUCGUCUCCCGGAGCUGGAGAAUUGAAACCUAAUCCUGGAUCUCUGCAAAGGAUUGUGGAGGCAGUUUCUGAGAAACGAAAGACGUUAUCUACUGGAACGGUUAUAUUUAUCUCUGCAGUAGCUGCGCUUCUGCUUAACCCUCUCCUAGCACCACCAGCUUUCGCCAGCUUCCAAACUGCUGCUAAAACCGGAUGGCUAACAAGUGCCUGGACUGGUUUCCUUGCCGGUUGCUUACAUACUCUCUCAGGACCUGAUCACCUCGCUGCUCUAGCUCCGCUUUCAAUCGGACGCACGAGAAUGGAGAGUGCUGCUGUUGGAGCUCUCUGGGGAUGUGGGCACGACGCUGGUCAAGUCAUCUUCGGUUUACUCUUUCUGCUACUCAAAGACCGGCUCCACAUCGAGGUGUUGCAGACUUGGGGUACAAGAAUCGUGGGGUUGACGCUCGUCAUCAUCGGUGUUAUGGGAAUCAAAGAAGCUUCGGAAGCUCCAGAGCCUUGUGUGGCCUUGGAAACAGACAUGAGCGGCAUGGUGCCAGCAGAGAAAGAAGCCUUGUCGCCGCCUAAAAAGAAGAAAAUAGGGUUUGCUACGUUUGCAACUGGAGUGGUUCAUGGGUUACAACCAGAUGCGUUGAUGAUUGUUUUGCCUGCGUUAGCUCUGCCGUCUCGGUUAGCCGGGUCUGCUUUUCUGUUAAUGUUUCUGGUUGGAACGGUUGUGGCGAUGGGAAGCUACACAGCGUUUAUAGGGUCUUGUAGUGAGGCAUUAAAAGAAAAGGUGCCAAGAAUCACAGAGAAGCUAACUUGGAUUUCGUCUCUGGUUGCUAUUGGUCUUGGAUUGGGAAUUGUCAUCAGCCCUUUCUUUGGGUUUAGCCUCUACUGAGAAAGUUUAAGCUUCAAAAAGUGAGACGAGUUGAAAUAUUUGUAGCUCUACAAGUUUUUGGUCGGUCCAUUCAAUCUACUAGUUGCUUGUACGAACAAAGUAUCUUGCCUUUGAACUCUGCUCAGAGAAGACUAUUUCAUGAUUAUUUUUCUACUUUUAAGACAAGUUUGAUUUUUGGUUUGUAUUAUCAAACAAGUGGAUGCAAGUGUAGUAACCUUUUUUCUCUCUUUAUUAUCAAUUAACAAUGUAUUAUUUUCUCUUAUUAUCAUGUGUUAC
Eruca vesicaria subsp. sativa (arugula) is the source of this 1415-nucleotide messenger RNA. The record is from the annotation of a GenBank genome assembly. NCBI's taxonomy places the organism in Eukaryota, Viridiplantae, Streptophyta, Magnoliopsida, Brassicales, Brassicaceae.